Messenger RNA from Mauremys mutica (yellowpond turtle), 3235 nucleotides. RefSeq names its product neutral sphingomyelinase activation associated factor (gene NSMAF). NCBI's taxonomy places the organism in Eukaryota, Metazoa, Chordata, Testudines, Geoemydidae. Bases 185 to 2938 code for a protein of 917 amino acids. Gene Ontology annotation, molecular function: protein binding. The transcript has 31 exons. The record is from RefSeq and is a predicted model, not a curated record.
ACACGUCCCCUGCAGCCGCCACCGCCAGGCGCCGUGUGGAGGGAGCCGGACUCGGGCCUGGCGAGCCGGGGCCGCCGCCGCCGCUCGCUGCCCGCCGCGGGAUAAAUGCGCCAGGGGCGGCGCGGGCGCCCCGGGCAGUGAGGGGGAGGCCGCCGGCCCCGCGCUCUCGGCCCCCGGCGGCCCCAUGGCUUUCACCCGGAAGAGGCGGCAGGAGCAGCAGCUCUACUCCAAGGAGAGAUUUUCGCUGCUCCUUCUUAAUCUGGAGGAAUAUUAUUUUGAACAGCAUACAGCUAACCAUAUUAUAAACAAAGAUUGCAGAGAUGAAAGGAAAAUCAGAGGUUCACUAAAAAUCUGCUCAAAAUCAAUUAUUUUUGAACCGGAUGAGAAAAUCCAACCCAUUAUUAAGAUUCCAUUGCGAGAUUGUAUCAGUAUAGAAGCACCAGAAGAUAAUGAAGCAAAUAACCCUUUCACCUGGUAUACACCUGGAGUGAUUUCUGUUGUAUCCAAUCAGGCUUUUCUCAUUAAAGAACAAAACAUUAUUGCACCUUAUAAAACUGAAAGAGGUAAAACUGAAUACCUCUUUCAGUUGGAUGUUGCUGGGAAGGUGGAUGAUGUUAUACAGACUCUACUUCAGCUUAACCGGGCCUCUCAUCUGGACAAGCUGGGAGAUCAGGCUGCCAUGAUAACUGCUAUAUUGCAGUCACGUUUGGCUAGAACAUCAUUUGAUAAAAACAGAUUUCAAAAUGUUUCUGAAACCUUGCAUAUGGAAUGUGAAGCAGAAAUGGUGACACCACUGGUGACUAAUCCGGGGCAUGUAUGCAUCACUGAUGCAAACCUGUAUUUCCAGCCUCUUAAUGGGUAUCCUAAACCUGUGGUUCACAUAAUGAUGCACAAUGUCCGUCGCAUCUACAAAAGAAGACAUGGUCUAAUGCCAUUGGGUCUAGAAGUAUUUUGCACGGAAAAUGACCUGUGUUCUGACAUCUACUUAAAAUUCUACAACUCUCAAGAUCGAGAUGAGCUCUAUUUCUAUAUUGCAACAUAUCUAGAAAAUCAUAUUACAGAGCAGACGGCUGAGAGUUACAUGUUGCAAUGGCAGCGAGGUCAUAUUUCAAACUACCAGUACCUUCUUCAUCUCAACAAUCUGGCUGAUCGGAGCUGCAAUGAUCUCUCCCAGUAUCCUGUAUUUCCUUGGAUCAUAGCAGAUUAUUCUAGUUCAGAAUUAGAUUUGACAAAGCCUGAAACAUUCCGGGACCUUAGUAAACCAGUUGGUGCUCUGAAUAAAGAGAGGCUGGAAAGACUACUGACACGUUAUCGGGAAAUGCCAGAGCCUAAGUUUAUGUAUGGCAGCCACUACUCGUCUCCAGGUUAUGUUCUGUUCUAUCUUGUUAGAGUUGCACCAGAGUACAUGCUUUGUUUACAAAAUGGAAAGUUUGAUCAUGCUGACAGAACGUUCAACAGUAUUGCAGAAACCUGGAAAAACUGUUUGGAUGGUGCAACAGACUUCAAAGAACUGAUUCCAGAAUUCUAUGAAAAUGAUUCCAGUUUUCUAGUAAAUAGUCUGAAGCUGGACCUGGGGAAAAGACAGGGAGGAAAGAUGGUUGAACAUGUAGAACUUCCUCCUUGGGCAUCAGAUCCUGAUGACUUUCUUCAGAAGAGCCAAAAUGCCUUAGAAAGCCAGUAUGUGUCAGAAUAUCUCCAUGAAUGGAUUGACUUAAUAUUUGGCUACAAGCAGAAGGGAAGUGAGGCCAUUGCAGCCCACAAUGUGUUUCAUCCAUUAACUUAUGAAGGUGGAGUGGAUUUGAACAGUAUUAUGGACCCCAAUGAGAAAGUAGCUCUGUUGACACAAAUCUUGGAGUUUGGACAGACACCGAAACAGUUGUUUACAACUCCUCAUCCCCGGAGGAUAAUACCGAAGUUCAAAAGUUUGCGAACAUCCAGUCACAAUGUUUCCAUAGCUGAAUCUCCAGUUUCUCCAAGUGAAGAAUCUUUUGAAGAUUUGACAGAAGAAAGUAUAACGCUUGCAUGGAACAACAUUGCCAAACUAAAGUUAGAUGAGCAACAUAAAAUUCAUAAAGAGGAAAUUACUGGAAUAGCAGUCUCUUGCAAUGGGUCUUCAGUUUUCACAACAUCUCAAGAUUCAACCCUGAAGAUGUUUUCUAAAGAAUCAAAAACGCUCCAAAGAAGUGUGUCCUUUUCAAACAUGGCUUUGUCAUCUUGUUUAAUCUUACCAGGAGACACCACUGUCAUAAGCUCUUCGUGGGACAAUCAUAUCUAUUUUUAUUCAGUCGCAUUUGGAAGACGACAGGAUACCCUAAUGGGACAUGAUGAUGCCGUCAGCAAGAUCUGCUGGCAUGAUAAUCGCUUGUAUUCUGCAUCUUGGGACUCCACUGUAAAGGUGUGGCACUGUGUUCCUGCAGAGGUCCUGGGCACCAAAAGGCAUCAUUUUGAAUUGCUUGCUGAGUUAGAACAUGAUGUUAGUGUAAAUACUAUCAACCUAAAUGCUGCAAAUGCAAUGCUGGUGUCCGGAACCAAAGAAGGUACCAUUAGUAUUUGGGAUGUUACUACUGCCACUAUGUUGCACCAACUUUCAUGUCAUUCAGGGACCGUGUAUGCUGCUGCUUUUAGUCCUGACAGCAGACAUCUGCUCAGCACAGGAGAAGAUGGCUGUUUUAAAGUAAUAGAUGUGCAAACUGGAAUGCUCAUCUCUUCUAUGACCUCAGAGCAGCCACAAAGAUGUUUCAAAUGGGAUGGACAUUCUGUGUUAUCAGGAAGCCAGUCUGGUGAAUUAUUGGUUUGGGACCUUCUUGCGGGAAAAGUUAUUGAAAGAAUCAAAGGACAUACAGGUGCUGUAACUUGUAUGUGGAUGAAUGAGCAAUGCAGCAGUAUUAUCACAGGAGGGGAAGAUAAACAAAUCAUGUUCUGGAAACUGCAAUAUUAAGUGCCUUUUCCCUCCAGAUAUUUAAAUGAACUCAAUAUAUUUUAAACCAAACUUCAUAAAGGAACUUACCCAUGUGCAAUGAUGGCUGCGGAAGGUCAACCAAAUAGAAAGCUUGGUUUAUCUAAAACUUUCUAGCUUAUGGUGACUUCAUUUAAAGCUCUUGUACUGUAAUUUCCAUACUGUAAUAUUUUUGUUUGUAUUUCAUUAUGGCUGUCAUAUUGUCUCAACUUGAAAAUGCUUGUCUUAAUUUGAGAUGAAAGACUUAUUUUUCUGUAAUUAAAGAGAUUUUAACUUGCA